This is a messenger RNA of Glycine soja, 1794 nucleotides long. RefSeq names its product TBC1 domain family member 13-like. The transcript has 9 exons. Gene Ontology annotation, molecular function: GTPase activator activity. Gene Ontology annotation, biological process: intracellular protein transport; activation of GTPase activity. Bases 232 to 1554 code for a protein of 440 amino acids. NCBI's taxonomy places the organism in Eukaryota, Viridiplantae, Streptophyta, Magnoliopsida, Fabales, Fabaceae. The record is from RefSeq and is a predicted model, not a curated record.
AUUUACUCAUUUUAUAAAUUCCGUACUAACAUGACAUAUGAUAUAGUUAAAUUUUUAGAAAUUAAAUUAAGAAUCAAAGUAGAUUGGUGAGAAUAAUUGGAGAGUUGCUAGUUCAUCCAUGUGAUCAACCUCGCACGGCCAUGUUGAUGUUACCAAUGCAAUGUGCUUCGCUGUUCAUCUCUCCCAUCACGAUUGACAAACCCUAACCCUAACCCUAAUCACCCGACCAGCAUGGUGAAGAAUAAGGUCCCCGAUUGGCUCAACAGCUCUAUAUGGUCCUCAUCAUCGCCGUCGUCCCCUCCCUCCUCCGCCGUCGCCAGCCCCUUCGAACAGCCACCGCGUCCUCCGUCUCCCGCCGUCGUGACCCCCUUUGAACCACCGCCUCCGCGUCCUCCGUCGCCUCCCUCCGUCCACGAUCCUCCGCCGACGCAGAGAAUCGAUGAUUCGCCGCGGGAAGAUCACGGCGACGGCUUUCGUUCCGCGCACGAUGUGUCUCGCCAGGCGCAAUUGCUGGCCGAGUUGUCGAAGAAGGUGGUGGAUAUGAGCGAGUUGCGGAGCCUCGCGUGUCAAGGUAUUCCUGAUGCUGCUGGGAUACGUUCUACUGUGUGGAAGCUUUUGCUUGGAUAUCUUCCACCAGAUCGAGGGCUUUGGUCAGCUGAAUUAGCAAAGAAGCGGUUUCAGUACAAACAAUUCAAAGAGGAGAUUUUCAUGAAUCCUUCAGAAAUCACAAGGAAGAUGUACAACUCGGCAAAUUGUGAUACUGAUGAUGCCAGCUGUGCGAGGGCGUUGCUCUCUAGAUCAGAAAUCACUCAUGGGGAGCAUCCUUUGAGUCUGGGGAAGACCAGCGUAUGGAAUCAGUUCUUCCAGGAUACAGAGAUCAUAGAUCAAAUUGACCGAGAUGUAAAGCGCACUCAUCCUGAUAUGCACUUUUUCUCUGGUGAUUCCCAAUUUGCAAAAUCUAAUCAGGAGGCUUUGAAGAAUAUAUUAAUUAUUUUUGCAAAGUUAAACCCGGGUGUAAGAUAUGUGCAAGGAAUGAAUGAGAUAUUGGCUCCUCUAUUCUACGUGUUCAAAAAUGACCCAGAUGAGGAAAAUGCAGCCUUUGCUGAAGCAGAUGCAUUCUUUUGUUUUGUUGAGCUAUUGAGUGGGUUUCGAGAUAACUUUGUUCAGCAACUCGACAAUAGUGUUGUGGGAAUCCGUGCAACUAUUACGAGAUUGUCCCAGCUUUUGAGAGAACAUGAUGAAGAGCUGUGGCGACAUCUUGAGGUCACUUCUAAGGUCAAUCCUCAAUUCUAUGCAUUUAGGUGGAUUACUCUCCUGCUGACUCAGGAAUUCAAUUUUGCUGACAGCCUUCACAUUUGGGACACUCUUUUAAGCGAUCCAGAUGGUCCUCAGGAGACUCUUCUUCGGGUAUGCUGUGCAAUGCUGGUUCUCGUUCGUAAGCGCCUCCUUGCGGGUGAUUUCACUUCUAAUCUCAAGUUGCUGCAAAAUUAUCCCACCACAAACAUUAGUCAUUUGCUCUAUGUUGCCAACAAGUUUCGUGUACAGUCAGUCUAAUGUUGCAUUUUGCUCUUCUAUCUCUAGUUUCUCUUUCAAAUUCAAUGCCUGUAAAUGACUUUUAAGUGUGAGACUCACAGCAAUGCCGGUUUAUUUAUUUGUUUUUACUUAUAAUUUGUACGUAUUUUUUCUUGGGUGGUGGGGUCAAUGUGAGUUUGGGCCUUGGUGAAAUACGCUUGUAAUAGCAGGAACUUAUUUUAAUUUUUUUAAUUUUUACUCUAGGUUAUUUUAACUUUUUCA